Molecule: messenger RNA, 981 nt
Organism: Caenorhabditis remanei
Lineage: Eukaryota; Metazoa; Nematoda; Chromadorea; Rhabditida; Rhabditidae
Exons: 5
Coding region: 1-981 (326 amino acids)
Biological process (GO): G2/M transition of mitotic cell cycle; protein phosphorylation; mitotic G2 DNA damage checkpoint signaling
Cellular component (GO): nucleus
Molecular function (GO): RNA polymerase II CTD heptapeptide repeat kinase activity; cyclin-dependent protein serine/threonine kinase activity; ATP binding
Source: RefSeq, a predicted model, not a curated record
AUGGGAACUGUCCGUAAAGGUGAUAUGAACUACACUCUCGAUGAUUUCACCAAACUCGAAAAGAUCGGAGAGGGAACGUACGGAGUGGUCUACAAAGGCAGAAACAGAAGAACCAAUGCUAUGGUUGCCAUGAAAAAAAUCAGAUUGGAAAGUGAAGAUGAGGGUGUUCCAUCGACAGCGGUCAGAGAGAUCAGUUUGCUCAAAGAGCUUCAGCAUCCAAAUGUGGUGGGACUGGAAGCGGUUAUAAUGCAAGAAAAUCGCUUGUAUUUGAUCUUCGAGUUCUUGUCGUAUGACUUGAAAAGAUAUAUCGAUACGUUGGGAAAGGAUGAGUAUCUCACUCCAGAUGUUCUCAGAAGCUACACUUUCCAGAUUUUGCAAGCCAUGUGCUUCUGUCAUCAGCGGCGUGUAAUCCAUCGUGAUCUGAAACCUCAAAAUCUGCUGGUUGACAGCAAAGGAGCUAUCAAGCUAGCUGAUUUUGGACUCGCCAGAGCUAUCGGAAUUCCAAUUCGUGUUUAUACACACGAGGUUGUUACCCUGUGGUACAGAGCUCCCGAGAUAUUGAUGGGUGCACAUCGCUAUUCUAUGGGUGUCGAUAUGUGGUCUAUCGGUUGCAUUUUUGCCGAAAUGGCCACCAAGAAACCAUUGUUCCAGGGAGACUCAGAAAUCGAUGAGCUCUUCCGUAUCUUCAGAGUUCUCGGAACACCGACCGAGCUCGAGUGGAAUGGAGUUGAAUCACUUCCAGACUACAAAGCUACUUUCCCCAAGUGGCGGGAGAACUAUCUCCGCGACAAAUUCUACGACAAGAAAACUGGUAGAAAGUUUAUGGACGAAGACGGAUUCUCUCUGCUUGAGGGACUAUUGAUCUAUGAUCCAGCUCUCCGUCUCAGUUCAAAAAAAGCUCUCAUUCAUCCAUAUUUCAACGACAUAGACACUUCAAAGCUCCCAGCUGGAAACUACAGAGGAGAGCUUCAACUCGAAUGA